This is a messenger RNA of Molossus molossus (Pallas's mastiff bat), 2073 nucleotides long. RefSeq names its product MOB kinase activator 3C (gene MOB3C). The record is from RefSeq and is a predicted model, not a curated record. NCBI's taxonomy places the organism in Eukaryota, Metazoa, Chordata, Mammalia, Chiroptera, Molossidae. The transcript is spliced from 4 exons. Gene Ontology annotation, molecular function: protein kinase activator activity. Bases 214 to 864 code for a protein of 216 amino acids. Gene Ontology annotation, biological process: positive regulation of protein phosphorylation; signal transduction. Gene Ontology annotation, cellular component: nucleus; cytoplasm.
UCGCCUCGGGGGCGAUAGUGCGACCGCGGCCGGCUGGGCAGGCCGGUGGACAGGCGAGAGAACCAGCACAGCGGGAGGACCGGCCAAAGGAGAAGACCCAGAGCCUUAGGGAUGUGACCGCGGCCAGAGAAGGACUCGCACCAACCCGCCGAGGCGGACCCGGGCAUUCGCAGGUCCUUCUCCCAAACACCUAUCCCUCAGCCUCGCCUCGCCAUGGCACUGUGCCUGAAGCAGGUGUUCGCCAAGGACAAGACGUUCCGGCCGCGGAAGCGCUUUGAGCCGGGCACACAGCGCUUUGAGCUGUAUAAGAAGGCACAGGCAUCGCUCAAGUCGGGCCUGGACCUGCGCAGUGUGGUGAGGCUGCCGCCGGGCGAGAAUAUCGACGACUGGAUCGCGGUGCACGUGGUGGACUUCUUCAACCGCAUCAACCUCAUCUAUGGCACCAUGGCUGAGCGCUGCAGCGAGACCAGCUGCCCGGUGAUGGCCGGAGGUCCCCGCUACGAGUACCGCUGGCAGGACGAACGCCAGUACCGGCGGCCGGCCAAGCUCUCGGCGCCGCGCUACAUGGCCUUGCUCAUGGACUGGAUCGAGGGCCUCAUCAACGAUGAGGAUGUCUUUCCCACUCGCGUUGGAGUUCCCUUUCCCAAGAACUUCCAGCAGGUCUGCACCAAGAUCUUGACCCGCCUCUUUCGCGUCUUUGUCCAUGUCUACAUCCACCACUUCGACAGCAUCCUCAGCAUGGGGGCCGAGGCGCACGUCAACACCUGCUACAAGCACUUCUACUACUUCAUCCGGGAGUUCAGCCUGGUGGACCAGCGGGAGCUGGAGCCACUGAGGGAGAUGACAGAGCGGAUCUGUCACUGAGCCCAGUCCUGGACAUUGUUGCUGGUCAGAUGAUCGUCUGAACAUAGAGCGGCUAGGGGAAGGGACCCUCAGGAGUCUGGUGGCAGAUGAACCUGAAGGCCCUGGGACCCCUCCACACACCCAAAGCCCCUGGACUUCUUGGUUCUCAGGAGUCUGCCCACAUGUCCCCUGACUGCUUGUGAAUGGAGAAGGGGGCGAUUUAAAUGUGGGCAAACGGAAGGAAAGGAAAAGCUAAACCUCCAACAUGAAGUCUGGGAGACCCUUCCAUGGUGGUUCCCAAGCCUAUCUGGGCAAUGUGGAUGUGGCUGAGGUGCUGGCAAGAAAGAUACAAGAGAGGGAGCAGCCUCUGUGUGAGUGAGCACUGUGUGUAUAAGAGAGUUUGACCGUGGGUGUGUCUGUGAGAGCUAGCCACUUUAGACCCGCCCUGGCACAUAGUAGGACCUCAUAAAUGUUAUGCAAACGAAUGGAUGGAAGGAACAAAGAGGUAAGGGAGGGAGGGGCAGAGAGAUUGGGGCCAUCAGACCAUGACCACUGUAGGAGUGAUGACGGUUCACUGUCCCUACUUGAUGUGUCCGACGAUGUGUGUAAGUGUACAAAAUGUGGUUGUAGAUGGAUGUAGUUCUAUGUUUGAACCGUCUAGAUUACCUUCUUCCAUCAGCAUGAAUUCUGGAGAGCUGUGGGGAGGUAGGAAGGGGAGAUUUGCCCUGGGUACCUAAAUCCCUGGCCCAUCACAGACAGGUUCUGAUUGUUCAGCCAGAGAUGCGUAUCAGCUAUAAUUUCCCUCAGUCCUCUGUCUCCAGAAAGGCCUGAUUAUAGACAGCCUCCUGGGGGUUGAGGGUAAUCCCUCAUGUCCAAAUGGUCCUCUGGGGCUUAAAUUGGGAAUUACGUACUCCAAUCUAGCUCCUAGAAUCUAUAGACUUGGUUCCCAGGAUCUGAAGCCCAGCACAGGAUAAUUGUCCAACCCAAGAAUCUAGAGGAACUUGAAUUGGGAAACUUUGUCUCCCAUCCCCGGACAUUGAGGACCACGUGGCUAGUGAAUGGACUCUUCUAGGCUUGGAGAGCACCCAUAAGUACUUGCCUCCUUCCCAACCAUCCUGAAACAUUCCAACUGGUUGACUCUCAGAGCAUAGCUAUUCAAAGAGAAACUGGGAUGUUCAUUCACUCCUCCAUUACUCAGCACCCCAUGCCCAGCCUUGUGCCUAGACCCAU